CUGGGACAAUGAGCGCUCCGGCUGAGGAAAGUGACGUCACGUAUACGCGACGUCACAACACGGGGAAAAAAACAAUGGAGCAAGAGGAGAGAGUCCUGUUUUCAAUUUAUUCUCAGAUUGUGUCAGCUAAAGAAAAUAUUAAGACCAGUGCAUCGUGCUUUCUCUCUUUAUCACAUGUGCAACGCUUGUCAACGCUUGCCACAUGGGCUUGCCCUUAUCACAGCUACACCUACUUGCACUCAGAUGAGUGCCACCUCAAGAUGAAUGAAGUGCCACACACAAAUACAGGCUGCUGACGCCGUGACCGCCUUUAUCAGUGCCAUGGAAAAGCCAAAUGACCCAGAGGUCAAGUUCAAGGCGAAGAAGGAAACCGCCUCUCCUGUCAUUGUGGCCAGAGGACAGUGGUCCAACAAGAUUGAGUUCCUUCUUGCAGUUGCUGGACAAAUCAUUGGACUUGGAAAUGUUUGGCGAUUUCCUUACUUGUGCUACAAAAAUGGAGGCGGAGUCUUUUUUGUCCCUUAUGUACUCUUCCUCUUCACAUGUGGCAUCCCUCUGUUUCUACUGGAGACAGCUCUCGGCCAGUACACCAAACAGGGCGCCAUUACCUGCUGGAAGCAAAUCUGUCCCCUUUUUUCAGGAAUGGGUUAUGGAAGUCAGGUGGUAGUUUUAUACUCCAGCAUCUAUUACAUCAUCAUAUUGGCGUGGGCAUUCUUGUACCUCUUCUCUUCCUUCAGCUCUGAGCUUCCGUGGGCAAGCUGCAGCAACAGCUGGAACACAGAGACGUGUGUGGAGUUCAGUCAAAGACGUGUUCUCAACUGGACUGCGGCAGAAAACGCAACAUCCCCUGUGAGGGAGUUUUGGGAGAGAAGAGUACUGAACGUGACGGGAAGCGUCGAGGAGUUGGGCGGGUUUCGAUGGGAGUUGGCGCUGUGUCUACUUUUGUCUUGGGUCAUCUGCUACUUUUGCGUGUGGAAAGGAGUGAAGUCCACAGGAAAGGUUGUGUAUUUCACGGCCACGUUUCCGUACUUGAUGUUGGCCGUGCUGCUUGUCCGUGGGCUGACGCUGCCCGGGGCCAUAGAUGGCAUCAAAUUUUACCUCUACCCCGAACCAUCCCGCCUGGCUGAUCCACAGGUCUGGAUGGACGCCGGCACGCAAAUAUUUUAUUCUUAUGCGAUUUGCAUCGGUUGUUUGACGGCACUUGGAAGUUAUAACAAGUACAACAAUAACUGUUACAAAGACUGCAUCUACUUGUGCCUCCUGAACAGCGGGACCAGUUUUGUGGCCGGUUUUGCAAUCUUCUCAGUUCUUGGAUUCAUGGCUUAUGAGCAAAACACAGACAUAUCCAAAGUAGCGGAAUCAGGUCCCGGCCUGGCCUUCAUCGCUUACCCUCGAGCUGUGGCCAUGAUGCCGUUUCCACAGAUUUGGGCCAUUUUCUUUUUCAUCAUGAUCAUCCUGCUCGGAUUGGACAGUGAGUUUGUAGGUCUGGAAGCUCUUGCAACCGGCAUUUGUGACCUGAAACCUUCCUUUUUCCACGUCGGCCAUAGACGCAAACUACUUUUGCUCUUCAUCAGUGUUUUCUGUUUCUUUAUCGGCCUCGUAAUGGUCACUGAAGUAAGGCAGAAUCAUCUUUACUUUUUGUGGUUCCUUCGAUUUUUUUUUUUUCUUUUUCUUUCCAUUCUAAAGUUGUCUCCUUUCACACAGGGUGGAUUGUACAUCUUUCAAUUGUUUGACUAUUACUCCUGCAGCGGGAUGACUCUGCUUCUCUUUGCCAUAUUUCAGUCUGUGUCUGUUGGGUGGGUUUAUGGAGCAGAUCGUUUCUAUGACAACAUUGAGGACAUGAUUGGAUACAGGCCUUUACCGCUGAUUAAACACUGCUUGAAAUAUGUCACCCCGGUAAUCUGCAUGGGAACAUUUUUCUUCUCCUUGGUGAAAUACAAACCUCUGAAGUUCAACAACACCAUUGAGUAUCCGUGGUGGGGUUAUGCUUUGGGUUGGUGGUUCACUCUGUCUUCCACACUCAACGUUCCUUUAUGGAUGGUGUACAACUUGAUGACCACUUCCGGGACACUUCGUCAGCGCUUCGCCAUCCUUUGUACGCCGUCUGAUCGUUUGGCGCCCAAGAAAGUACUUGAAAUGCAGCACGUAACGCACAAAUCCGAUGUCAUAUUGUGAAAACACGGAGCACUUCCAUUGAACACUCUGAGGCACAACUUGAACACCAAAGCUGCCAUUUUUCACAUUCACAUUCAAAACGAGCUGUACUAGGUUAGAAAUAACCUCAGUGCCUCAUUGUUUGCCCAUUCCUAUCCUCCAUUAUUUGAUGGUUUACAUAAAGGGAAUUUAAAAAAUAGGGAAGGUUGUAUAAAGUUUUGCCAAUAGCAACUGCAAUAAUGAAAAUGAUAUACUCAGCUUCAAAAUGUUUAGUUUUUGAUAGGAUAAAAUCGUCUCUAGUUACCGAGAACAAGAACAUAGACAAUAACAAGCAAAACCAUUUUCAUGAUUUUUUAUUACAAGCAUAGGGUCAAAUUUAUGAUGCUGAUUUUUUGUCAGUACUAUACAACCUCGAACGUGGAAUAAAACAAAAGCGUUGAGUCGUGACAAAA
Molecule: messenger RNA, 2603 nt
Organism: Syngnathus acus (greater pipefish)
Lineage: Eukaryota; Metazoa; Chordata; Actinopteri; Syngnathiformes; Syngnathidae
Product: sodium- and chloride-dependent GABA transporter 2-like
Exons: 15
Coding region: 265-2172 (635 amino acids)
Biological process (GO): sodium ion transmembrane transport
Cellular component (GO): membrane
Source: RefSeq, a predicted model, not a curated record